CAAGUCCGUACUCUUAAGAUAAAAUAUAUCUCCACUCUAGCUACUGUUGUUCAAGGGUAUCGAAUUUUAUGAUUCUAUUUUAAUUUUACAUAUAAAUUAAUGGAAAACGGGAGAAAUAUAUGCAAGUGACAGGUACGAUUCCAAGUUCAAUACUCUAGAAUUGCCCAGGUGUUAUCAUCUACGGUAGGGUAUAUCAACCCGUGGCUCAGCAGCUCUUCACUUCCCUUGAACACUUCACCAACAGGCAAACCCAUCAUUGACGCCAGAUUUUGCACGUGAAGUCCUUCGUUCCCCUGCGGCGUAUUGCUCAAAGUCUCAUACACCUUCCGUGCCAAUGGCGACAUUGGAGGUAACGUCCUUCCGCCGAGAGGAUCCCCACCGCUCGUACUUGCCGCACCAGGCGGCGCAUUCCCACCAGGUUGACCACCGGUUGGGCCCCUUGUAUAGUAUAGGUGAAUGGCUGUAGCUUCAAGAAAAUGGCAAUGAUAUUCAUCCAUACUCGUUAUGGGGCGGAUGACAUGCGCGACAAAAUUCCGUCGAUUGUUGAAGUUGUUAAGCUUCCCCCAAACCUUGGCGUAUCCGUUGACUUGGAUCUCCGAUUCCGAAGAGCGUGAAGCGUCUCCCGUGUCCAUAUCGUCUCCUGUAGGAUUGACUGCGUUCUUUUCCAGCCAUAAUUUUACUUCAAUUUCCCCCGUCCCGUCAUCAAGCUUAUAUGUGACGAAUGUGGUUAGGUGGCUAACGGCGCGGACCUGGCCGACGAACGCUAAUUGUGAUACCUCCGUGCCAUCAAUUUUAAAGUCUGCGUCUCCGUGUGCUUGGGUAGCUUCCAAUGUCUGUUUUAUUGUUACAGGACGAAGUGAGUUUUUCACAUAACCGCCGCCCUAAUACGAGGAAAAAGAAUGUUAGCCCUGGGAAGGGGAUACCUUUAGGCAAACAGCUGCUGGCAACGAGGAAAGUGAGGGUUGCUUCAGUGUUAAUAUAGCAUUCAUACCUUUCCUUCUGACUGACUGCCUCCUUGGCUGCCUCCUUCACCACCUGUAAAACCCCCUCCUGCCAUGCCGCCUUGGGCACCAUAUGAGGUGUAUUGGUCGCCAUCUGCGAGGGAGUAUAUUAGCAUUUAGGAAAAAGUAAACAAAAAGGCAAGAGGAUACCAACCCAUAGUCGCGGUAGGAGGCGUACUUUGUAAUAAAAUGGAAGGGAGUGGAAGGAUGUUGUAAUUUGAUUCUGCUAUUCGAUUUGUCCUGAUAUCUUUUAAUUCCCCGCCUUGAUUGAGUCUCGUGAAGACGUGUCAGUCACGCGUUUUUGGCGCCGGGGAAUUUGGCGGGGGAAUGGUCGGAAAUCGGAGGAAUGUUGUUCCUUCACCGCCUUCCCUUUGCAGCCUUUUCGGAUUUUGACGCCGGAGAGAAAAAAUAGUUUCUCGAACUGCGCAACAACUGCGGCGAAUAGGGUCGGUUGCUCUAUCAAAGUGACGUCAACAGCGUUUUCCCUUCUUUAUAUUCUGCAGCCACCCACCCGUCAUGAUCUAAAAGGUACAAAGUUAUCUCAGGAGAAUUCCAGACCCGGGCUCAAGGAUUGCCUUGGAUAUCCUAGCUUGGUAGAGUGGCAUAUGCAAUCCGUGGCCUGCAUCCGUUUCCAAUGACCAUGUCUCAUCGAGAUGUGUCCCCAGCAGCUUCGGAGAAUGAGUUCGAUAUCUCAAAGCUCCUCUUUAAGGGGGACGAUGAUGUUCUCGACCUCGAGAAACCUUCGAAAAAGCGAAAACCACAGGAAAGUUUGAACCUUGAUGUUAUGGGCGACGAUGAUAGUGGCGAUAAUGGCGACGAAGCCUUCAUUGCUUCUGAGCAAGCAGCAGCAAACCGCAAGGCCUCAAACCUGAAAGGCCGGACUGUAAAAAAGGGCGGAGGUUUUCAAUCCAUGGGACUUAACGCAACUCUUCUCAAAGCCAUUACGCGGAAGGGGUUUUCUGUUCCAACGCCCAUUCAGAGGAAAACAAUUCCACUUUUGUUGGAUGAUCAGGAUGUUGUCGGGAUGGCAAGGACAGGAUCGGGGAAAACCGCAGCAUUUGUGAUUCCCAUGAUUGAGAAGCUGAAAAACCACAGCGCCAAAUUCGGGUCUAGGGCAUUGAUUUUGUUACCCUCCAGAGAAUUGGCCCUACAAACUCUCAAAGUCGUGAAGGAAUUGGGUCGUGGGACGGAUCUAAAAUCCGUUUUGUUGGUUGGCGGUGAUAGUCUUGAGGAACAGUUUGAAUACAUGGCAGGUAACCCGGAUAUCAUUAUUGCCACGCCUGGACGCUUCCUUCAUUUGAAAGUGGAAAUGUCUUUGGAUCUGUCAAGUAUUCGCUACGUUGUCUUUGAUGAGGCGGACAGGCUGUUUGAGAUGGGCUUUGCCGCACAGUUAACCGAAAUUCUCCACGGCUUGCCUUCUUCACGGCAGACACUUCUAUUCUCUGCGACUUUACCUAAAUCAUUGGUGGAAUUUGCUCGAGCAGGUCUCCAGGAGCCAACUUUGAUCCGUCUAGAUGCGGAAAGCAAGAUCUCUCCGGACCUUCAAAAUGCGUUCUUCACAGUGAAGUCUUCUGAGAAAGAGGGCGCUCUAUUACAUCUUCUUCACGAGGUUAUCAAAAUUCCCACGGGCGAGACAGAAGCGCAUAAACGUGCUAAAGAGGAAGCGAAGAAUCCGAGGAAACGGAAGCGGUCGGAAUUCGCUUCAAAUUCCCAUAAAGAAUCGCCUACGGAACACUCUACGAUUAUAUUCACGGCUACGAAACAUCAUGUCGAUUACCUUGUAUCAAUACUUCGGAUAUCUGGCUUCGCUGUGUCGUACGCAUACGGUUCCUUAGAUCAAACCGCUCGCAAAAUUGAAGUCCAAAAUUUCCGUUCCGGAAUUACGCAUAUCCUCGUCGUAACAGAUGUUGCAGCACGAGGAAUCGACAUCCCUAUCCUUUCUAAUGUGAUUAACUAUGAUUUUCCUUCGCAGGCUAAAAUUUUUGUUCAUCGUGUGGGACGGACUGCUAGAGCUGGUAAGACUGGUUGGAGUUACAGCCUCAUCCGAGAGUCAGAUGCUCCGUAUUUACUCGACCUGCAGCUGUUCCUCGGUCGACCUUUAAUUCUAGGACGAGGUUCAGGCCAGCAACUCAACUACACGGAGGAUGUGGUUGUAGGUAGUUUGCCUAGGGAUAAGGUUUCUCGUUAUACUGAAUGGGUGUCCAAGCUGCUAGAUGAAGAUGUUGAUGUUGAAUUGCAGCGCGAAGUUGCGAUGAAAGGUGAAAAGUUGUACAUGAGAACAAGAAAUUCAGCCUCUAGUGAAAGCGCUAAGCGAGCAAAAGAUGUGGUUGAAUCCGAUGAGUGGCUGAUGGUGCAUCCCAUUUUCAGUGAUGAAUCCAGCCGAUUGGAGGAGGAAAGGGAGAAGAUGCUCGCCCGUGUUGGAGGUUACAAACCACAAGAAACAAUCUUUGAGAUUGGUGGCAGGCGUGGGGGAAAGAACGGGAACGAUGAGGCGAUUGAUAUGAUGAGAAAGAUGAGGUCGACAUUCGCAUCUAAGAGAGCACGAAAGGAGUCUGCGAUCAAAAGUGCGCACCUUGGCAACAGUGGAGGCGCCGCUAAUGACAAUCUACCGAAUGAUAAUGACAGUGAUGAUGACGGCUUGGCUGACUUGGGCGAUGAAAAUGAUAAUGCGAUUACUGCCGACAAUAUGUCACUCGCAUCUGAUUCAGAACUUGAAGUCACGUUCUCCUAUCCACAAUCUGGCAAAUCGAAAUUGAAAACGGACGCAAACGAUUCAAAACCUGGGGAGUCAUUCCACAACCCAGAGUAUUUUAUGUCAUACACACCUGCAUCCAAUUCCCUGGCUGAAGAUCGGGCGUACGGAGUCCAUUCUGGUUCAAACACCAAUUUUGUUGAAGCAUCACGCGGUGCCACUAUGGAUCUUGCCGGCGACGAAAGUGCUGCGCGGGGCUUCGGUGAACCACGCUCCAUCAUGCGCUGGGACAAACGCCAAAAGAAGUAUGUAUCGCGCCGAAACGACGAGGAUGGGUCGAAAGGAGGUAAAGGUGACCUUCUCGUUCGUGGCGAGAGUGGAAUUAAGAUUGCUGCGAGCUUCCGAAGUGGGCGAUUCGAUGCGUGGAAGAAAGGGAAGAGGAUUGGCCGUAUGCCAAGGGUCGGAGAGGCGGAAAACCCUGGCCUUGCUUCUGGUAUGCCUGGAGGCAAAAAGUACAGACAUCGCAAGGAGCAGGCGCCCAAAAACCCCGACAAGUUCAGGGAUGACUACGAGAAGAAGAAAAAGAAAGUAGAGGCUGCGAAGCAACGCGAGACUGAGAAGGCAUUUGAUCCCUCUUCCGGUUCUAAACAGGUCGGCGUUAAAGGCCGUGAAAAGAGUGAGCUUAAGAGUGUUGAGGAUAUAAGGAAGGCCAGAAAGGUGAAGGAGUUGAGGAAACAGAAAAAUGCGCGACCUUCAAAUAAGGGUAAGGGGAGAAAGGGGAGAUAGUGGAGGAGAUUUGAUAUCCCUCAUAUUAGUCACGUCACUAGACUUGGAUUUUAGCAUUCUGACCUUUAUUCGCAAUUGAAAUUUAACUAAAAAGCCCUGCUCUGUUAUUUUCUAUUUGCUUUGUAUUCCCACCUUCAUCGAUCACCCUCUUUGUCUACAGCUCAAAACAGGCAGAGGAAUCACUUUAUGCGUAGCAGGACUGAGAGGCCGAGAAGUAACGUGAUUUACUUCUGGAUUUAUGGUAGCUCACUGGUCACUCCAGUAGUUGUUGGUAUGGUGUGCUUCAUUUUUCACCAGGGUUGCGAGGAAAACAUUGCACCCCUCAGGUAUGGAAUUCAACUUUGGUUCCCGCCGUUCUUGGACGCCAAGUUAACUCAUCUGCAUAUCUAACCGCCGGGCUCUUUUUUUUCUCCCUGCACGCAGAUGCCUUUGAUGCAUGGUGCUAGGCUCCGUUUGCCAAGUAUAUUCUCCUGUCAUUUGUGCAACAAUGUCUAAUUUCAUAUAAUAGCUUGGGGAGGGAUGGAGGGAAGAAUAUGGACAUCCUGACAUUCAGUAUGGUAUGUCCUCCAUGCGGGUGUGGCCAUCAGUUUGAUUUUAAACGGGAUGCCUGUGCCGUACUUUUGGCAGAUAACUAGUUCCUCUCAGUCAAGAAUGUUUUGGGGCAAGCAAAUUCGGGACCUUUCAUUACUUUUCUCCCGAACUGUAUAUCCAGCCCGGGGGGAAACACGAGAACUGUUAGGAGUGUAAAUAUGCACAACAUCGCGUUGUCUCACCGUAUAGAACUAAUUCGGCCUAUUCCAUUUACUCGGUCCCUUGACACGGCAUCAUAGAAUAUAGCAUGUGAUCGGGAGGUGGAAGCGGUGUUCUUACCUUACCCUGGUGUCGGAUUGUCCCCUAGGGCUAUCAAACGAUUGGCCUUCUUGAACUGCAUGGAUCUACGUGCGUUCCACGGUCAUGAUGGCUUUAAAGAUUUCAUUUCUGCUUGAGCUCCCCGCGCUGCCGCCUGUUCCAUUUUCGACCUCUUUCUGGUCCACAUCUUUAUUGUUUCCUUUUUGCGCAAUGUUGUUCAUGGGUGCAACCGUAGGUUCUUUAUGGGAGCUCGAAUGAGCGUGCAUGGCAGUUUGUACCCACUUGUGCUACUCGGAAGUACUCUGUGUCACGUUCUUCUGCCAUGAGCUUACGGGAAAGAUUAACCUUGCAUGGAGUUGAAUUUAUGAAUUUUGGCCUGGACUGCAGACUGUUCUGUCUCGUUCGGUGUCCUGUGCAGACAAUGGCAAGGUCAGGUAUGUACAGUACAAUGGCAAACUUGAACAACCUUACAGAUUCACAUACAAUGCUAGGUUCCACCAUAGUAAUCCACCUUGGAAUCAGCUUUGCCAAUGCGAUAUCUGAAAUCCUCUCUCGAAAACACACGUUAUUUCCAGACGUUGAAUAACGGUCGGGCGUGGAUCCACAUUCUUCAAGCUAUUGUACACGCAGCUAAAUGGAUACUAUAUUGGCAACACUAUCGGAGAAACCCAGCCAGCAACCAAAUAUUUCAAUAUGAAAUCAAGUUUAUCCCUCUACAUUCUGUCCCAGUAUUCUGUUUGCAUUCCCGCUAGCCACGUGAAAUUUGGGUCUUACCAACCAACCACGAUCAAACGAGUAUCUCUACAAUACCCUCACUCUGAUACAAUGUGUGACCAUCGUAGGGGCAUGGAAGCUGCUGGGCAUACCCACUCGGCUAGUAACCCGGAGAACUUCUAUUGGAAGGAGAACUCAAAAAAGGCAACGCCAGUGGGGAUAUGAGAAAAACACCAUACAACAUCUAAAGCAAAUCGACAAGUUGUCCGAGGUUUCCGAGGAGCCCAUGUGAUUCCCAACACCUAUUAUGCCUUCAGGAUUUCUAUUCUCCAACCUGAGGAGGCGAUCACGCAUGCUUAUCUAUGCACAGGAUGCACCGCUGUAUGGUACAUGUACAUCCCUAAUAGGAGUUUCUGGCAGGCGCUACAAUACGCAUGGGCGCACAUCAUCCUGUUCCUCAUCUCGAUUGUAGCGAACUGCAGACUAUAUGGGUCAGCAUAUCAACCUAGCCACAUGAUUUGGGAUAGAAUGUGGCUCUAAAUUGUGGAUGAACGUCCACAUGCAAACCACGUUUCUCCAGAAUAACGAGCUGGCGUGAAGAAAAAAUCAGUCUAGAAGAGAGCGAAAGCAAAAGAAAGACAAAUCAGACCGAAUCCCCUAUAGUGGUAAAUGGAUUCAGCUACUGGCCUUGUUCGGCUGGAAGUAUUUUGUGGAGGAUACGGAGCUUCAUGCUGGUCGUUACUUUGCUCAAGACCACGCACAAGCAAGGCGCCUUAGCCAGCUUCUCCUAUGCCAGCUGUCCGGUAUCUGUGGAGGAAAAAAAAUAAAAAAUAAAAAACCAAUAAAAAUAAGGCAGGGGGCCGCUCCACAGACCCGACGUACUCGAUUCCAACGACGGUUAUGGGCCGAACGGGUAUUUCCCCUGUUCUUUCUUCAUGCAAUGAAGAGGAAGGAUGCACAGAGGGCCGACACCGGGUAUGCAUGAAUUAGAGUUGAGAGCGGUUUGCUACCAUACCAUGCCUAGAUUGGUAUAUGAGUCUAUUCCCACUCUGGGAUGUAUGAGGGCCUUUUAUGUAACAUCCAGUUCGGGUUUCUGGCAUAGUUUGUUAGAUAUAUACCAUUAGAAUUCGAUGCAUAUAUAAACGAAAGCCAAACCUCCUGUAUUUUUUAGGUGGGAGGCGGACCAUUUUAGAAGUCGUGGCAAUCCUCAAACGGGCUGAGCGGGGAAACCAAGGUUAGAACCUGGCGAAAAUAUUUCAUAGUAGCGUUGUCCUGGGAAGGCCUGGUAUCACUAUAAUAAGGGUAAACAUAUGUAUACUUUCAGCGUGCGGUG
Blastomyces gilchristii SLH14081 is the source of this 7375-nucleotide messenger RNA. Its product is annotated as ATP-dependent RNA helicase DBP10. Gene Ontology annotation, cellular component: nucleus. Gene Ontology annotation, molecular function: RNA binding; ATP binding; RNA helicase activity. The coding region runs from base 1636 to 4479 and encodes 947 amino acids. NCBI's taxonomy places the organism in Eukaryota, Fungi, Ascomycota, Eurotiomycetes, Onygenales, Ajellomycetaceae. The transcript is spliced from 4 exons. The record is from RefSeq and is a predicted model, not a curated record.